This is a messenger RNA of Cryptomeria japonica (Japanese cedar), 732 nucleotides long. RefSeq lists its product as uncharacterized. NCBI's taxonomy places the organism in Eukaryota, Viridiplantae, Streptophyta, Pinopsida, Cupressales, Cupressaceae. The transcript has 2 exons. The coding region runs from base 1 to 732 and encodes 243 amino acids. The record is from RefSeq and is a predicted model, not a curated record.
AUGGUUCUAAUCUAUGAUCAUAUUAAAGCUAAUCAAAUCGCCCACCCCCAGCUUUCUAAAUCUGAUUCUAAGGAGGAAGGGUCAGACAUUGAAUUUUUUGUGGGUGAGGAUUCUGCCGGUGAUUCAAAAAGUGAGACUGAGGAGAGUCUAGAGGACUUUGAGGUUGAAUUGGAGGUCUCUGAGGACUUUGAAAAGGAUGACUCUCCGUCCCCUCAGAAGAAGAAACCUAAACCUUCUUUUCAGAAAAGGAAAAAGCAAAAAAGGCAAGGCAAUUUGGAGCUGAAGAUGGAGGACAAAGAGCAGAGCAAAGAUUCUGAUGCGGACCAAAAAGUUGAGGAGGAGAUUAUGGGGGAUGAUUUCAACCAGAGUGUUGGUGGUGAUGUCGAACAAAUUAUUGAUGGAGAAGACCCCAAAACUGAUCAAGCCAAGGUUGGUGAAAAAAGACCCCCUUCUAACCCUUUUGUUGAGGGUUUGAAGGGGUUUGUAGACACCCUUGACUGGCUCAGAAAUAGUCACAAGAAAGCUAUGGAGGAAAACAAGAAACUGAGUCAUAGGAUCCAAAUUCUGGAGACUAUUAGCAUCGGUGAAGGUAAAUCCAUUGCUGAGUAUGUUGAGGAUUUCAGAAAGACUAUUGCCAGAGUUGAAGAGAUUAGGGACGCCUUCAAUCCAAGGUUUGAGCAAGUGGAGAAGGCCCUAGAGGAAAUUAAAAACAAUGACACUGUUAGGGACUAG